Centruroides sculpturatus (bark scorpion) is the source of this 4280-nucleotide messenger RNA. Its product is annotated as acetylcholine receptor subunit alpha-like 1. The record is from RefSeq and is a predicted model, not a curated record. Bases 179 to 1675 code for a protein of 498 amino acids. The transcript is spliced from 6 exons. Gene Ontology annotation, cellular component: neuron projection; postsynaptic membrane; synapse. Gene Ontology annotation, molecular function: acetylcholine-gated monoatomic cation-selective channel activity; transmembrane signaling receptor activity. Gene Ontology annotation, biological process: nervous system process; regulation of membrane potential; signal transduction. NCBI's taxonomy places the organism in Eukaryota, Metazoa, Arthropoda, Arachnida, Scorpiones, Buthidae.
CCAGAGCCGGGAAUCGAUCGAUCGGCGUCAAUCUUCGGCGCUUUUUUCACGCCACGGGAGCGGGAAGAAGGGGAGCGAGCGGAGAGACAGAGAGAGGGAGAGAAACGACGGCGCGCGGCGACGAUCGAUUUGUGCUCCGACCGCAUCCGCGCAUCCCGGCCGAGGACGGAGCGGACGAAUGGCCGAAGCGGGGCCGAGAGAAGCCCUGCGCCUGGCCCUGUUGCUGGGCCUGGCCUCGGCCGCUGUCUGUCAGGGCCACCUGGACGCCAAGCGCCUGCACGACGACCUGCUCAGCGACUACAACAGCCUGAUCAGACCGGUGGCCAACCAGUCCGUCAAGCUGACCGUCAAACUCAGCCUCAAGCUCUCCCAGCUCAUCGACAUCAAUCUGAAGCAGCAGGUGAUGAUCACCAACGUCUGGGUGGAACAGGUGUGGCAAGACUACAAACUGAGAUGGAACCCCUCGGAGUACGGAGGAGUGGAGAUGAUCCACGUGCCGGCCGAAGACAUCUGGCUACCCGACAUCGUUCUCUUCAACAACGCCGACGGCAACUACGAGGUGACUCUGAUGACCAAAGCCAAAGUCUACUACACGGGAGAAAUCGUCUGGAAGCCGCCGGCACUUUAUAAGAGCACCUGCGAGAUCGACGUCGAGUACUUCCCCUUCGACGAACAGUCCUGUCUGAUGAAAUUCGGCUCCUGGACCUACGACGGACGAGAGGUGGAUCUGCGCCACACCAAACAGAUCAGCGGUUCUCCCACCGUUCUGAUGGGCAUCGACAUGAGCGAAUUCUACAAGAGCGUGGAAUGGGACAUUCUGCUGGUACCGGCCAUCUACCACGAAGGGUACUACGAAUGCUGUAACGAGCCCUAUCCGGACAUCACAUUCAACGUCACCAUGAGACGAAAGACCCUGUUCUAUACCGUCAACCUGAUCAUUCCCUGCGUGGGAAUCUCCUUCCUGACGGUUUUGGUCUUCUUCCUGCCCUCGGACAGCGGCGAAAAGGUCACUCUCUGCAUCUCCAUUUUGGUGUCGCUGACGGUCUUCUUCCUUCUCUUGGCCGAGAUCAUCCCCCCCACGUCCCUGGCCGUUCCCCUGUUGGGAAAAUAUCUACUCUUCACCAUGAUUCUGGUCACCAUCUCCACCGCCGUAACCGUCGGUGUGCUCAACGUCCACUUUCGAUCUCCCACCACCCACGAGAUGUCGCCCUGGGUCAGGAGGGUGUUCAUGCACGUGAUGCCUCGAUUGUUGCACAUGCGCCGGCCCACCGAGACGUCCGAGGACAACGGCGGUCCGGUAUCGAGCUCGGAGAGAUGCAAGUGCAAGACCGACGUUUACCGAUGGGGAAGAGAACCGGCGGUCGAAGUGUACCAUUUGGGCUACAAAGGCAACUCCCGAGACCUGGUACACGAACGGGACGCGGGGUGGGAAGAGAAGUACUGCAAGUAUUGCCUGAGGGAGAUGCAGAGAGCCACCGAAAGCGUCAUGUACAUCGCCGAAUACAUUAGAAAAGACGACGAAGCUCAAAGCGUGAUCGAGGACUGGAAGUACAUCGCCAUGGUGUUGGACAGAUUGUUCCUGUGGAUAUUCACCCUGGCCUGCAUCGUGGGCACCUUCGGCAUCGUGUUGCAGGCUCCUUCGCUCUACGACGACAGGAUGCCCAUCAACGUCUGAGCGCCCGUCCGCGCGCUCCGAGCCGGACGAUUCGUGCCAAACUUAUUCGCGGAAGAAAGUAGCCGAGGCGGGAGGCGGGGAGGAAGGCCCGACCGAGGCCAAUAAUUCCCCCCUCCUUUAGAACCCGUCUACGCGGGUCGCCCGUCAGUGGGCCGGGCCCGGGAGGGCGGCGCCUGAAAGUCGGAGUAGUCGGUAGGAAAACCGGAGGAAGAAUUCUUCUUCGGAUGGGGUAAACCCGCAGUUAUUCCGGCCAAAUUCCCUUAUUUAUUAGAGGAAUGCGUGGGAAACGGCCGACGCUUCCGAAAGCCGAAGGAUGGUGGGAGUCCCGACCGGGCCAAAGGGGCGAAUCGACUUUUUCCGGUAGAAAUUAAGAAAAUUUUCUCCGGGGUGGGAGGAAAGACGGGGCGUCGAUUAGAAAAUAACCGGAUAAAUACCCACGUUGGAUUUUAAGAGGGCGCUUCCCGGGCCGACGACCGAAUCCCGGCGAAGAGAUUUAGGUAAAGCCCGGUACUGGCGUGCGGAAGCCAACGACGUAAACCGUCGACGUAACUUUUGCCGCAAAAGUCACGUCAUAAUACGAAAUGGAAAAUUUUGGUCUUUGGGCGUGGCGGAAGGCGGAAGGCGGAAGGGUAAAAAUUAGACCGAUAAAGCCGUUUAGCCAGGCGAAGCUAAAAGUUUUAUUUAAACUGUAGGACGUUAAUAUAUUUCGUUUAUCCGCUCCAUCACUACUCGAUUUAAAUAUUAAUUCAAAUAGACGUAAAGUAUCGGAUAUUCUCGACUCGCGGCCAUUUGGAAAUUUCUUACUGGCGAUAAGACGAUAAGUCAACUCUGAAAGUUUAACGGAUGCCAAGAAGCCAUUUUCCAAUAUCGGCGCAUUUGGACGGUAGGACACAUUCCACCCGCCAGUACCGGGCUUAAAGAAUAGGAUCCGGUCGAAGGGAAGGGGCGAAGACGGAAGCGUCGGUCGUUGCCGUUUGGUCCCGGGCCUUUCGUUUAUAAGGGAAGGAAGCUUCUACCGUCCCGACUUCGGGCCUUCCGAGACUAAAACUCGUCUUCGACGAGCCGAACCUCCUUCCCUCGGCCAAAAACGGGCGCCUUCCGCUCUCUACCUCCGACUUUCGAACGGGGUAGAGGCGUCGGCCCGACCAAGUGCCAAUAGACAUCUCCCGCCAAACUAGCCAUCUUCGGACCGGCGGUGGAGAAAAGGGAGGAAAGCGGCCGCGUCCUACAUUUUAAAAGGCGGAGUAAUUAGAAAGGGGUUUGUUAAGAGGGGGAGGGAUUAUCUGCGGAAAUAAACUCUUUGUCUUCCUGGGUAAAAACUAUUCUUUGCAAAUAAAGAGGAGAGAGAGAAAAGCCCGGCAGAGGCCGGUCUUUUCUCCUUCCCGAAAUGAAAAAAAUGUCUAAAGGUAUCCGGGCCAAAGGAUUGCCAAGCGUCUUUCCCGGAUGACGGCGGUGACGGGUGGAGAACUAAACGGGCGCUUCUUUCGGAGGUGCGAAGAAAACAGAAAGCUCGGACCGGGAAAGAGGGAAAGAAAAAGGGCGGAACGACUGACGCCAAACGUACGGGACGUUAGGAUUUUCCGGUAAGAUUCUCCACCAGUUUCGAAUAACUCCGUUAGAAAUCCGGAUUAUUUCUAACGGAAGGGAAAAAGGGCGGAUCCGUUUGGCUACUUCCCGUUUUCCGGGGAUUUCGAGCAAAGUUUACGAAGAAUCCAGCAGACGUUUCGCGGCCAUUCUCUUCUCCGGUGGGAUAAAAACCGGGAGGUCACCCGUCUAUUUCCAUUUUACCGUUACGUACGAACACCGAUUUUCCGGAGAAAGCUUCCGUUUCUUCUAUAUUCUACCGGCGGCGACUGGAAACGAGGAAUGAGAAAUGAAAGGAGUUACGAAAGAGAAAGAAAAAGUCCGACUAAGUCGUUAGGCGAAAGUCGGGACUUUCACUCGACCAACAAGUACACCUAAAGCAUCGGUCUUUAGGCACGUUCGACGCCUAAAGACCAAUACGCACCGAUUUGGGAAACGGAGACGGAGGCAAAAGUACGACUAAAAUUGCGAAUUUUGAAGGCGGGUCCACUCUUCUCUUAGCAAACGACUAUUUAAAGCUCCGUUUACCAGUGAGAAUUGCCUUGGUAUUCGGACUUUUCCUCCGACGAAAAUUCCCGGGGCCAAUUAUUACCUAGCCUGUAUCCGCCGGCCCGGACGGUUAAUUUCUUAAGCCGUUUUCUUUUCUUCUCCAAAUAACUUUAUUCGUUUAUUACAAUUUCAAUGCGAAAAAAUUUAAUAAAUUAAACGGCGGGAGCGGGAGCCAGAAAAUGGCCGAAUAAUCCGCGGAGGAAUCCGAGUCUCUGUGGCCGCCAUCGGUCGACCCCAGGUAUGGCGACUUGACUGUUACCGGCUAACGUUAUUUAUUUUUGCGGGUUAUACGGAAUUAGUCUUACUUACUAUUUUCGGAGGGAAAACGCAGAUAUUUCGCCCACAUAAACAAAAAGUAUAACAACUAUCGUUUAUUAUUAAAUAAAUAAAAGAAAACAAUCGCACGCAAUACCUACGUAAUAUCCAACCCACCCACGACGCGCUGCGGUUAUUUCGCAGGGGCGACUACGGU